Molecule: messenger RNA, 3730 nt
Organism: Mycena citricolor
Lineage: Eukaryota; Fungi; Basidiomycota; Agaricomycetes; Agaricales; Mycenaceae
Source: the annotation of a GenBank genome assembly
AUGAUCUCAUUGACCAAUAUGCCACGUGAUCACCACCACGUCUCUCUGUUUCCCAUUUGCAGACUAACCACGAUGGUCGCUGUCUCCGUAGAAUCGACGGAGAUUGCAAGGGCCUCACUCCACACCCGGCUUCCAGUCAUCGCGCACCUCUAUGCUCUCCCGUUCCUCUCGCUUUACCCCUUGCUCGCAUAUGCCUACUUCAUCAAGUACGACACGUGGCUUGUCUCUGAGGAGUGGACGUUCCUCGCAUGUGUGACCCUGGGCACCACACAUGCCCUUAGUUUUCUCGUUACGCGCUGGAGCGGUGCAGCACGCGCUUGGGUUACCACUAAUGUCGCUCAGUCCAUUCAAGAAGCUGAUUGCAUUCGGCUUGUGCCACACCAACAUCGGGGUCAAGGAGAGAUAGUCGAUAUCCAGAAGAAGGUCGAAGACGAUCCCUCAACGUAUACGUUCAGUUAUCAGCGGGAUACGUAUAUCAUGGAAUCCUUUUCGCCCUUGGUUUUCACUCGACUUCCCUACCCUUCUACGACACGUCCCGCACUCUCCAAGUUCAUGGAGCCUCAGGGCAUUCCGAAUGAAGAUAUUCCAACGCUCCUCUCAUUGUACGGCGGCAACGAGUUCAAUGUUCCCAUCCCAUCCUUCUUCGAACUGUUCGGCGAACAUGCCACCGCUCCGUUUUUCGUGUUCCAGAUCUUCUGCGUGGCUCUCUGGUGCUUGGACGAGUACUGGUAUUACAGUCUGUUCACAUUGUUCAUGCUUGUCAUGUUCGAAUGCACAGUUGUCUAUCAACGAGUUCGAACUUUGACGGAAUUCAGAACCAUGUCUGUGACUCCAUACCCCAUCCAAUGCUACCGCGAUCAGAAAUGGCAGGAAGUCCAAACUGACAAACUGCUGCCCGGAGAUGUCAUCUCAUUGAUCCCACAGCAAAACGAGCUUGUGGUUCCUGCCGACGUCCUCCUGGUCCAUGGCACGUGUAUUGUCAACGAGGCCAUGCUCUCCGGAGAGUCCACCCCCCUGCUCAAGGAGUCCAUUCAACUGCUGGAUCCCAACGACAAACUCGACGUAGAUGGUGCUCAUAAAAAUGCCGUGCUUUUCAGCGGAACCAAAGUUGUGCAGGCAUCUUCGGUAUCGCAGACAGGACUCGUGGCACCCCUGAGCACUCCCGACAACGGCUGUCUUGGGGUCGUUUUGCGCACCGGCUUCGGAACGGCACAAGGUCAACUUGUUCGUACCAUGAUUUUCAGCAGCGAGCGCGUCUCCGCCAACAAUUUGGAGAGUUUCCUAUUCAUUGGUUUCCUUCUCAUCUUUGCCAUUGCUGCCAGCUGGUACGUUUGGGUUAAGGGGAUCGAGCGCGAUUUGAAGAAGAGCAAACUGCUCCUGGACUGCGUGCUCAUCGUCACGAGCGUCGUUCCUCCCGAGCUACCGAUGGAACUGUCUUUGGCUGUCAAUGCGUCGCUGGUCGCCCUAUCCAAGUUUGCUAUCUUCUGCACAGAGCCUUUCCGUAUUCCAUCCGCAGGACGUGUCGAUGUGUGCUGUUUCGAUAAGACUGGAACUAUUACCGCUGAAGAUCUUGUGCUGGAAGGUGUUGUCGGUGUCGAUGCCACAGACAACUUGAAACUGGUGGACGUCAAAGAAAUCUCGCGUGAAACAACCUUGUGUUUGGCUGCGGCCCACGCUCUCGUUCGUCUGGACGAUGGUACGAUUGUGGGCGAUCCUAUGGAGAAGACGACACUCGAGGCUUUGGACUGGACUCUGCACAAAGGAGAGCAAUUGUCACCGGCCAAGCCCAAUGCUCCCCACAAAGCUCAGAUUUUGAUUCGCCGGCGGUUCCAGUUCUCCUCUGCUCUGAAGCGCAUGUCGACCGUCUCUACUUUGACCAAUGGGAAAGCGUUUGUCGCUGUCAAAGGCGCACCAGAGACCAUCAAGUCCAUGUUAACCGUCGUGCCAACACAUUAUGAUGACACUUACAAGUAUUAUACUCGUAAGGGUAGCCGAGUCCUGGCGCUCGCCUACAAGGAAUCGGAGGCCAUGCCGAUCGAAAAGAUUAACAAACUCUCUCGUGAUCAUGUGGAAUCGAAACUCUCCUUCGCUGGUUUCCUCGUCUUUCACUGUCCACUCAAGGCAGAUGCUAUUGAAACGCUGCAGAUGCUAGCAGAUUCUUCACACCGAUGCGUUAUGAUCACUGGGGACAACCCACUGACUGCUGUGCAUGUUGCCAAGGAGGUCGAGAUCGUGGACCGCCAAGCCCUCAUUCUCGACUUGAAAGAGAAUCCUUCAUCCGAAAGGGAUCUGGAGUGGCGCACGGUCGACGAGAGCAGAAUCAUCCCGGUCGAUCCAGCUGAGCCGUUGGACCGAACUCUGUUCGAACACUUUGAUAUUUGCAUCACUGGUGCUGCUAUGAAACAGUAUCAAGACCGACCCGGCUGGACUGAUCUUGUUCAAAAUACCUGGGUGUAUGCUCGUGUCUCGCCAGCCCAGAAGGAGGCCAUCUUGACGACGCUCAAAAGUCUGGGGUACAUCACUCUGAUGGCCGGCGACGGGACUAAUGACGUCGGUGCCCUCAAGCAGGCCCACAUUGGUGUUGCGCUCCUCGACGGCACUCCUGAAGACCUGCAGAAGAUUGCUGAGCGUCAAAAACUGGAGCGGAUAAAAAAAGUGUACGAGAGUCAGCUCUCUAUUUCGGCGCGUUUCAACCAGGCGCCGCCACCGGUGCCUGCGGCCAUCGCCCAUCUCAUUCCCCAUGUGGUCGCAGCCCAGCAGCAAGCAGCCACUGAACAGGCCAACGCACGUCGCAGAAAUCCGAUGGAACGAUUCAAUCUCGAUUCUAUCACCAAUGCCAUGUCGGAGCUGGAUGAUGACGACGAGGUACCCAAGAUCAAGUUGGGAGACGCGUCUUGCGCUGCGCCCUUCACAUCCAAAUUGUCGCAUGUCGCCGCUGUGUCGCAUAUUAUCAGACAGGGCCGCUGCACUCUGGUUGCGACGAUUCAGAUGUACAAGAUUCUUGCACUCAACUGUCUGAUCACAGCCUACUCGCUCAGCGUCCAGUAUCUGGAUGGAAUCAAGUUUGGAGACUAUCAAUACACGAUCACGGGCAUGAUGAUGUCCGUCUGCUUCUUGUGCAUCUCCCGAGCAAAGCCUGUCGAGAAACUCUCCCGGGAACGACCUCUAGGGAACAUUUUCAAUCUCUAUGUCUUCUUAUCCAUCGUGUUACAGUUUGCACUGCACAUCGUGACGCUAGUGUAUAUGACGAAUCUGUCCCACAUUCGUGCCCCUCGUCAAGGCCCCAUUGAUUUGGAAGCCAAGUUUGAGCCGAGUUUGUUGAACACUGCCAUCUACCUGCUUGGGCUUUCGCAGCAAGUCUCGACGUUCGCCAUUAACUACCAGGGCCGGCCCUUCCGUGAAGGUAUCCGCGAGAACAAGUACCUGUACUGGGGUCUGCUCGGUGCCAGUGCUGUAGCAUUCUCCGGUGCAACCGAUUUCAUGCCCGAGAUGAACCGCUGGCUGCAAAUCGUAGAGAUGGAAAGCGACUUCAAGGUCAAACUGACUGCAAGCAUGAUCCUCGAUUUCGCUGGCUGCUGGGUCAUUGAAAUGACGUGCAAACACCUCUUUGCCGAUUUGGCACCGAAGCGGAUGGUGACCAAGGGCAGAGAACGCAGGGAAGCCAGGAGAGCAGAGCAGGAGCGACUGCGGGUCAAGGACAGCUUCAAGAAAAAGGAACAGUAGAUGCAGG